AUGCUUUCUGAAUUAUUUUAUCAGAUAAAUUUUUCAAUUUCUAUUAUCGCUUCACUUGUUGGUAUUAUAUUUAAUUUCUUACUUACUUUUAUUAUUGUAAAUCAUCGAAAAUGUCACACUAUACAUAAUUUACUCGUAUGUGAUUUAUCUAUAUCAUCAAUACUGUAUUUAAUUAUACAUCUUAUUGGAUGUUAUUAUGGUAUUCGUAAUGAUUGGUAUUCUUAUCAACCAUUCUGUACUUUACGUAUGUAUUUAAUAACAACAACAGUUGCUGCUAUAACUUAUUCAUUUUUAAUUCAAGCAAUUAGUCGAUUAUUUUUUUCAAUUUUUUAUACUCAUACAUUUUUAUUGAGUUGGCGUACACAUUAUAUUUUAAUAAUUAUGAAAUGGUUAGCAAGUUUUUUAGUAGCUAUUCGACCACUUUUUAUCGAAGAUAGUUUUGAAGUUGUAGAAGAACAUCGAAUGUGUGGAAUUAAAACACAUAAAUUACCUGUGGCAUCAUAUUCUAUUAUUCUUUUAUAUAUUUUUCCAAAAGUUUUUGUGUUAAUUGUUUAUGGUUUAAUUCUUCAUCAAGUUUGUCAAUCGACACAUCGAGUUGGAUCAAAUAGAAUUAUAAAGAUCACUGCUGCUUGUAUUUCAUUAAAUUUUGUUCGAAAAAAUUUAAUCGUACUGAAAAAUAUGUUAAUUAUUUUGAACUUUCUUAUUUGUGGUGGUGCACCUUAUUUAGUUCUUAUACUUUGGGAUUUAAUAGAAAAUGGAAUGGCACCAAGAGAAUUAUAUUUUGUAUCAGUUAAUUCAGUGAUAGUAGCUAUUGCAAUGUUGCCAAUAUUCUUAUUUUAUAAGAAUAAAAGAGUGAGAAAUGAAGCAUUUAAAUAUUUGUUUAAAGAUUAUGUACGUAUAGAAUAA
Adineta steineri is the source of this 906-nucleotide messenger RNA. Lineage: Eukaryota; Metazoa; Rotifera; Eurotatoria; Adinetida; Adinetidae. The record is from the annotation of a GenBank genome assembly.